UUUCCCGCUACAUUUAGCUACAUGCAACUGUUAAGUGCACCGUCUUUUUUCCGGGAGGUAUUAAUUGGACACUACAUUCCACUGUGUUUCCACUUGCACUGAAAGUGGCUAAGACAUUUACUCAGUUGAUGCAGCAACCCAGUUCUUUGGUUAUCCAGUAUCAGCCAAGAUGGCAGACUCCUCUCCAUCAGGAGCUACUGCGAUUUCUGCCUGGUUCUCUCAACUCUCAGAUGCAAUAAAAGACUCUUUUCUAAGCCUUGGCCCCAAACCGACCUCCAGCCAAGGGCCGGAUAGUGGGGAGGAGAGGCUUCAGGCCCUCCACACCCAGCUGGCCUUGCGAGGCCUGGACAUUGGGUCUGAGGCUGGCCGUUUGGAGCGUCUGACGCCCAUCAGUGAGGAGGCAGAAGAGCUGGAAAGUAAGAGAGGUGAUUCAAGUUCACACCGCUGCAGCACUGUAAACAGUUACGGAGAUGAUGGUGAGGUGACCAGCUCCUCGGACAGUGAGGACGAGAUCGUGAAGCGCUUCGAAAUCUCCGUCUCUCGAUCACAGAGCUUCCGCUCUGGAGUCGCGGAGGCUGAGGCCCAAAGCACACCUGGGCGACACCACAAAUUCAAACGACUCCUGCCAGACCAGGAAGAGGGCAGCACCGAGCCUUCAGACUUCGAAGACGCUGACCAGGUGAGCAGGCAGAGCUUCCAGGACCCUCUGUCCUGCCAAAGUCGUGAAGGGUCCCAGCGGAGGGAUCCCCUGUCCCGGACCCUCCUCCAGCGGGAACUGACCCCCAGUGACCCUCUGACUGAUCCUCUGUCCGUGAGAGGUGACGUGGUGUCCAUGUGCUCACAGGACACAGGGAACGGGUCCGAGGCCCUUCACAGAGAGGAGAGGCGCCAGACUCCGCUGCCCAGUCUGGAGAUGGACAUGGCCAUGGAUAACCAGGGUUACGACAAUGAGGCCACAGACAGCUCCUCCACUUGGAGCCCUGAGCAGGAGCGUUCAGGCAGCAGAAGUUCUCUGUCCCGUCCUGCCACUGCCUCGCCCCGCCUCCCCAUCUCCAAAUGCGGCGACCUCAUCGUCGUCCUUGACUACCGCCCCGAUACCUUCAAGCUCCUGGUUACCGUGGUAAUGGCCCAGGGCAUUCCCGACAAGGCCCGGAGUGGCAUGGACUCCUGGCAGGUGCACGUGGCCCUGUUGCCUGGAAAACGUCAACGCUACAAGACGGCAGUGCAACGAGGGUCAGCGCCCCGAUUUGGGGAAACGUUCCGGUUCUCACGGCUGGAGCCGUCCGAGCUCAGGUCGUCUGCACUGCGCUUCCGUCUGUACGCGCUAGGCAAGAUGAACAGAGACAGAAUGAUGGGGGAGACCAUCUACAGGCUCAGCAAACUCAGCACUGACACAGGACAGAUGGAGGCCACACUAGUGCUUGAACCUCGCAGCAACCUGAGGGCUAUAGACUCUCAGGUGUCUCUGAGUGCUCAGAGUGAUAGUGCUUCCUCCAGUCAGUCUCUGUCUCAUGGUGGAGUUCCUGAGCUGUUGCUGGGUUUGGCCUACAACGCCACUACUGGCCGCCUUUCUGUCGAGGUCAUUAAAGGGAGCCACUUCCGCAACCUGGCACUCAACCGGCCCCCAGAUACAUACGGCAAACUGACCCUGCUGAACUCCAUGGGUCAAGAGAUCUCUCGCUGUAAGACAUCGGUGCGGCGUGGGCAGCCCAACCCCGUCUUCAAGGAGACCUUCGUCUUCCAGGUGGCGCUCUUCCAGCUGUCCGAUGUCACCCUCAUGGUUGCAGUCUACAACCGCCGCAACAUGAAGCGCAAGGAGAUGAUUGGCUGGCUGGCGCUGGGCCAGAACAGCAGUGGUGAGGAGGAGGCGCUGCACUGGCAGGACAUGAAGGAGAGCAACAACCAGCAAGUCUGCCGCUGGCACACGCUCCUGGAGGCCUAGCGGAACGAGGGACAGAGCGAUGGAUGGAUGAAGAAAGGGUUGGAAAUGGUUGGACACCUGACAGAACAUGUAGGCAAAGGGACGCCCGCGGAAUCUGGAAGUUCCAGAUGUUUCUGAUGGCCUACAAAGAACUUGUGGUGGGAAGGGAAGUUUAUUUAAAGCAAGGGAUCGCCCAAAGAUCAAAUACGAGUUUUCGUCUUAUCCCAGAUGUAGUCGAUCAGCUAAGACAUGUUGAGUGUUAGAAGAUUGCUUUUCCGUGGCUGUGACACUGUUUUAAUCUGACGAUAUAUUAUUCUCCUUAUUAUUAUUUCUCUACUGGAUUUUUGUCCGCUAACUGGUCCCGGUGUUUUCGAGAUCUAAUUGGGAAUGGAUGAUCAGGCAUAAUGGUGGACCUAUGCGGCCAGAAAGUUUGAGCAGCCUUCUUAUGUCAACAUGACCGAAGGUCACUAGCAACAUCCUAGCAUCCAUAGCAACUGCCUAGCAACAAGCAGCUACCUGGGAUAUCAUAGCAACUACCUACAAACACCCUUAGCAACCAGCAGAAAUACCAUAGUGAUGAGUUAGCAACACCUUAGCAACCACCUGGAUACCACUAAAGAUACCAUAGCAACCGGUCAGCUCAGGGGUCGGCAACAUGUGGCUCCGGAGAUGCAUGCGGCUCUUUUACUGUCCUGCUGCGGCUCUACAGCAGAAUUAUAUUUGUAGGUAAAA
Messenger RNA from Colossoma macropomum (tambaqui), 2653 nucleotides. RefSeq names its product synaptotagmin XVI (gene syt16). The coding region runs from base 170 to 1942 and encodes 590 amino acids. Lineage: Eukaryota; Metazoa; Chordata; Actinopteri; Characiformes; Serrasalmidae. The record is from RefSeq and is a predicted model, not a curated record. The transcript has 7 exons.